Molecule: messenger RNA, 1706 nt
Organism: Myxocyprinus asiaticus (Chinese sucker)
Lineage: Eukaryota; Metazoa; Chordata; Actinopteri; Cypriniformes; Catostomidae
Product: proteolipid protein 2-like
Exons: 5
Coding region: 205-666 (153 amino acids)
Cellular component (GO): membrane
Source: RefSeq, a predicted model, not a curated record
GCGGAAAGCCAACGCCCCACACACUCACCGUCUCAGCACACUGUUCCUUUCUUACUGUACUGCAGUACUGACAUACUAAACUCGAAGACGCGCCUUUCACGUUCUCUUCACGCUGUCUUUAGUAGUGUCUUCUUUGUUAGCGUCUGUUGAUACUGACACUAAACCUGCUCAGAAGGAGUUAUUUUACAGGAAUACAUUUGCAGAAUGGCAGAAACUGACGCAAGUACUUGUGCGAACUGUUUGGAGAAACUCAAGAGCUAUCUGCGUACUCGCAAAGGAAUGAUCCUGGCAGUGGAAAUACUCAUCAGUUUCAUCAUCAUUAUCUGUUACGCUGCAUCAAGGUAUGGAGGAUAUUCAGCAAUUGCCAUCUGUGAGAUGGUCUUUGCCAUCAUCUUCUUCGUUAUCUUCAUGAUGGAGCUGGACAAACAGUUCCUGGUUGUGAACUGGCCCUGGAGUGAUCUGUUCCGCGCUGGGAUUGGUGCACUCCUGUAUCUCAUUACAUCUCUGAUCUGUGUGAUUGGUGGAGCUGGGGAUGGGGCUCGAAUCGCUGGUGGGGUGUUCGGUAUACUGGCUGGGAUCUUAUUUGGUUAUGAUGCCUAUACAAUCUUAAUGGGCAUCAAGAGCAACAGACAGCAUACAGCUGCUCCCGCAGAUGACACAGUUUGAAAACUACUUCCCUCACUACAACAUUAACAGCAACCAAAACAUGGAGGAACAUUUUAAAAAUGGCUAAAUGGGAGAAUUCCCAUGAGAAUUUACCAAUUGCGAGAAGUUACCAUGAGACUCAACAAUGAGAGCUGAAGAGCAGAGGUGUGCAAAAGGAUGAAAAUAAUACACAAAUAAUACUGAAGUUUAUGUUAAAAAGGGAUUGAGUGAUCGAGACGUACUGUAAGAUUAGUGAAAAGCAGGUAAAAAAAUGCCACUCUGGCAUAUAUGAAUAAACAGCAAGCCGUUGGCAUCAAACAUUCGCUAUGAUUGUCUUGGUCAGAAGGCUUUUGUCACCACACAUUUGUCACCUUGUUUGUUUACAAAAGCACAACAUAUUCUAAGAUGUGGCAUUAAUUGAUUCUAUGAAAUAACCAUUCAUGAGAACCAAUUUUUUUUUUUUUUACAUUCUUCUCAAUCUCUGUUUUCCCUUUAUUUCCUGGAGAAGGACUUGUUUUGGCCCUGUAAUUUGAAAGGAAUUUGCAAUUAUGUUUGUUGGAAAACUUGAUCUGGUUAAUUCAGUGACGUUCUGUUUUUGUCUAAAUAAAACAUUAUGGUUGUUUAAGUCUGUUAAGGUGUAAAAUUUCAGCCAUAUUUUGUAAAUGUUAUUAAUUUCUAAUAACUAUAGUUUUUUUUGUGUGUGUGUGCCUAAAAUAGUUUUUAAACAGGAUUGGGUUCAGUUCCUCUUCAAUUCAACCAUUUUAUAAAUAUUUAACUCAGGUUCUGAUCAGAAUAUAAGUUGAAAAAUGAUUUUAGGCAAUAAUGGAGUGAAAUUUCAAAUGUAAAAAGGGAUUUUCUGAUCGUUUAAAUUGAAAAGAAACUGAUCUCAACCCUGAUAGCAAGUUCACACAUCUAUCUGUUUGUACAAUAAGUUCAUUUUCAUUAAUCUUGCUUGCGUAUUGCCAUAUAACCUGUUACCUCAAAGGUUGCUCACUAUCUUGAUGUCAAAAAUGUUCUUUUUUUUAUUAUUAUUAUUAUAAUAAACUGAGUCAUAUAUUGGA